Molecule: messenger RNA, 1209 nt
Organism: Capronia coronata CBS 617.96
Lineage: Eukaryota; Fungi; Ascomycota; Eurotiomycetes; Chaetothyriales; Herpotrichiellaceae
Exons: 3
Coding region: 1-1209 (402 amino acids)
Source: RefSeq, a predicted model, not a curated record
AUGUGCUUCUCCAGCCAUGCAGACCGCAGGAAACCCUUUGAUGCGGUGGUGGUUGGGAGUGGCGCGGCGGGCAUUGCGACGGUGGGCAAGAUGCUCGAUGUCCAGAAGUCGGCGCAGGUACUUUGGGUCGACCCGGAUUUCCGGGGAGGCAGAGUUGGCCAGAAGUACGGGGACGUGUCUAGCAACACCAAAGUGUCGCUAUUUCUGGCGUAUGCCUAUGCAUUGGAGUCGUUUCGCGAGGUCAUCCGCUCCACACCGCCGCCUAAUGCGAUUACCGCUCUGGAAGAACUAGACGCCGACGCCGGCUGUCGCCUUCACUAUGCUUCAGACAUGUUGCUGAUGCUGACAGAAGGGCUGAAACGCCAUCCCAAUGUCAAGACUGUCGUCGGGGAGGUGUUGUCAGCCACUCUUCAAAACGAAGCUUCAUUGUGGUCUGUGACGGCGAAAGAGACGGAAUCGCAAGCACCCACCACCUUCCAGUCGCGAGCUUUGAUCUUAUGUACCGGGUCGGCACCUGCCACCGAAAAUCCUUCUCUUCCGGCCGGGCUGACAUUGAAACACAUCCACCUCGAUGACGCCCUUUCGCGAGAUGGUCUUCGACGGGAACUACCGUCUGACGAAGGUGUGACGAUAGGCGUGGUCGGGUCUUCUCACAGCGCGAUCGUGGUGCUCAUGAACCUGUACGAGCUGGCCACCACGAGCCACCCGCGCCUUCGGAUCAAAUGGUUCACCCGUCGCACGCUGGUCUAUGCUGAAUACAUGGACGGCUGGAUCCUGCGCGACAACACCGGGCUCAAAGGCGCUUCGGCCGACUUCGCCCGUGCACAUCUCGAAGACGAGGCUUUGAAGACCUCGCCUGUCGCCCGCUACCUCGAGAAGGUCGACUGCUCUGGGAACGACGCGGACGUGUACCAGACACAGCUUCCCAAAUGCUCGCACUUGGUCCAGGCGAUUGGAUAUAAUCGCAACCCUCUCCCGUCGCUGUUCGUCGACGAUCGACCUCUGGAGAAGCUAGCGUAUGACGGAUCGACGGGCUCGUUUCAGAAUGAGCAGGGCCAGUAUGUGCCAGGUCUGCAUGGCGCUGGUAUUGCUUUUCCGGAAAAGGUCGUCGAUCCGGCUGGUAAUGUCGAGCAUGCCGUCGGUAUGUGGAAGUUUAUGAAGUACUUGGAGAAAGUUGUCCCGCUUUGGGAGGUUGGUAAGCAGGCGUGA